AUGAAAGCGUUGCCCGAGACGGGAAGGCAGGCGGUGAUAAGGGACCUUUACGAUGUUAAGGAUGCUGUCUCGCCGUUGAAGAUGAUCAUCCGACUCGUCCCGAAGCCCCGCGAUAAAGCUCUUGAAGACCAGACCGAAACGGUUAACGCUGCCAAGGCCAUCUCCGACACUGAGGCCGUGGAGAAACCUGCGACGAAGGGUCGCAAGCGCCUACGUUCCGAACCCAA
Molecule: messenger RNA, 227 nt
Organism: Gregarina niphandrodes
Lineage: Eukaryota; Apicomplexa; Conoidasida; Eugregarinorida; Gregarinidae
Exons: 1
Source: RefSeq, a predicted model, not a curated record